UAGAGACCAGCCAGUUUGGAAUUUUUCAAACCAGCUGAAUUUAAUUCGUCUAAUAUGAUAUUUGUUGUCCGAACCCUACCAAAACUGAUGGUCUGAAAAUACUACUAAAAUUACCAAAAAGUAAAAUACACCAAACAGCUGUCAAUUUAAUUAAAUUUGUAACAUAGCAACACCGGUUCUUUUUUAUGUCAACGGGUAAAGGGAAUAUCCAUCCAAGAUGGGUAAGAUUAUGAAGCCGGGGAAGGUUGUGCUGGUGCUGAGCGGGCGCUACGCCGGCCGCAAGGCGAUCGUGGUGAAGAACUACGACGAGGGCACGUCGGACAAGCCGUACGGACACGCGUUCGUGGCCGGCAUCGACAGGUACCCGCGUAAAGUGCACAAGAGGAUGGGCAAAAACAAAAUCCACAAGCGCUCCAAGAUAAAGCCUUUCGUCAAAGUUGUCAACUACAACCACCUGAUGCCAACCCGUUACUCGGUAGACUUCAGCUUCGAGAAGUUCAGUGCAAAGGACCUGAAAGACCCCGCCAAGCGCAAGAAGCUGCGUUUUAACACAAGGGUGCGCUUUGAAGAGAGAUACAAGAGCGGUAAGAACAAGUGGUUCUUCCAAAAGCUUAGGUUCUAAGGUGUAAUUUUAAAAAAUAAACAUUACUUAUGUAAUGCAA
Manduca sexta (tobacco hornworm) is the source of this 662-nucleotide messenger RNA. It is a transcript of the gene RpL27, whose product is annotated as 60S ribosomal protein L27. Gene Ontology annotation, cellular component: ribosome; cytosolic large ribosomal subunit. Gene Ontology annotation, biological process: translation. The record is from RefSeq and is a predicted model, not a curated record. Gene Ontology annotation, molecular function: structural constituent of ribosome. Bases 218 to 622 code for a protein of 134 amino acids. NCBI's taxonomy places the organism in Eukaryota, Metazoa, Arthropoda, Insecta, Lepidoptera, Sphingidae. The transcript is spliced from 3 exons.